AUGACUUCAACGCCCCAUCUGCGAUCAGCACCCUCACCAGCUACCCCCGCCUCCACCUCACCACUGCUCUUCAGCAUCCUCAAUACCCUUACCUAUCCCCACAUCCUCUUCAUCGGCGUGCCCUCUCUCGCCUACUCCACCCUCAAGUAUCUGCUCUCCCCCCGACCCUUCGCCAGCUGGUCCCUCUCCGAAGCACUCUUCAUCAGGUACAAGAAGGUCCAGAACGGUCCUUCAUCCUUCGUCCUCCCUCCUCUCCCGCCCUACUCCGAAGAAUGGACCGUACCCGCUACACAAUUCAACACGGUGAGCCAAGAUGAGCUGAAGCGGAUCGACAUCGAGGUGGUCAGCGUUCCGCCUGUCCCUGCGGGGAUGCAGACGGGGAUAGCGCUCUGUCCGGGGGUGGAAUCGGUUCUCAGGCCGGGUUUUUGGUUGACACCUGAUACCUCCAAAGGCCGGGCGGACGAGAAGGCCAAAGAGGGGGAGAAGGUGGUCCUGCACCUCCAUGGCGGAGGAUACGUUAGAGGACACCCGCUCUGGAUCGAUUGCCCGCACGGGAUCGCCCUGACCCUGGACCAGCGUCUGUUCUCGAUGAACUACCGCAAGUGCCUAUCUGACUCCACCGCCUUCCCCGCACCCCUCCUCGACGCCCUCGCAGGCUACAUCUACCUCACACGCACCCUCUCCUUCCCACCCGAAGCCAUCACACUCAUCGGCGAGUCCGCUGGCGCCCACCUCUGCCUCAUUCUCUCCCGCUAUCUAUCAGACCUCUCCCUCCCGCAGCCAGGCCGACUGGUCCUCAUAUCCCCUUGGGCGGACUUUAUGAUGAACCCUGCCGAUCUACGAGGGACAUAUGCUUCUUACGCUGAUUACGACUUUCUCCUCCCCGAUCGGCUCGCGAUGGGCGCACGGUCGGCGACGAGGCACUAUACGCCGGAGAUGGUUAGAGGGGCGUACUUUUCGCCUGCGCUUGCGAGGGCGGGAGAGUACACCUAUCUCGGAGAUUGGGACGAUGCGAAGCGGACGAGGGUGAUGUUGGUCUAUGGGACGAAGGAGGUGUUUGAGGAUGAGGACAAGGCGGUCGUGGCGGGUAUGAUUCGGGAUAGGGUGGAUGUGGCGGUGUACACCGAUAUCGACGGGUGGCAUACCAAGGUCUCAGGCGAACCGGUCGCGAACAAGAAGUUCAGGCAGGGACUGCUUGAGUGGAGCAGUGCGGCCUGA
Molecule: messenger RNA, 1218 nt
Organism: Dioszegia hungarica
Lineage: Eukaryota; Fungi; Basidiomycota; Tremellomycetes; Tremellales; Bulleribasidiaceae
Product: Alpha/Beta hydrolase protein
Exons: 3
Coding region: 1-1218 (405 amino acids)
Molecular function (GO): hydrolase activity
Source: RefSeq, a predicted model, not a curated record